AGGACUUGAGAGGCAGAUUACUCGCUUGACACAAACGUCACUUCCUCCAUGGUGUAAUAGCCUACUGCGCGUGCCAAUCCCGGAUUUUAGGCUGGCCCAGAAGACCAAAUUGAAUCGGCAUCCACUGGUUUAAGAUAUCAGAGGGCUUGGAGACACACCAUUGUCCCCUGUCCCGGGGCAAUCUGAGCUGAGAUUGGAGGACCUGGCUAGGGAGAGCUGCACCAUUCCGCUUGGGCAAAUUGGUCCUGGGACAGCGAAACAGUGGGAGAGAGCCUCCAUCACCCCCUCUGCCUCCAUGAGUUCCUCUUAGAUUCAGCGAGAUUACGAAAGCAUGCGAGUACCACUGCUGUGUCUGGCGUGUCUUUGUGCAGCCCUGGGGCGCUCCUACGCAGCUGAUCUAAGUGACUGUGUGUCGGCGGGAAGCCAGUGCCACAGCCGUGCGGACUGCAUGAACACGCGCGACGGAGGCUUCCAGUGCGUCUGCCGCAUGGGUUUCCAGGGCGACGGGCUGCAGUGCACGGACAUCGACGAGUGCAAGCUGGGCCUGCACGGCUGCCAUGUCAACGCCAACUGUAACAACGCGCUGGGCAGCUACAGCUGCGUCUGCCGGGCCGGCUACACGGGCAGCGGCAAGAGCUGCGAGGACGUGAACGAGUGCCUCACCAACAACGGCGGCUGCCACGACAACGCGGCGUGCACCAACACGGCAGGGGGCGUGAGCUGCCGCUGCAGGACCGGCUUUCAGGGGACCGGCCUGCAGUGCCAGGACAUCGACGAGUGCACCACCCGCGGCAUCUGCCACUGGAACGCCACCUGCACCAACAACCCCGGCUCCUACGCCUGCACCUGCAACUCGGGCUACAAGGGCAACGGGAACUACCUGUGCCUGGACAUCGACGAGUGCUCCGAGUCCUCGGGCGUCUGCUCCACCUCCGCCGGGUACAAGGGCUGCCGGAACCUCCCGGGCACCUACAGCUGCACCUGCAACAGCGGUUACCAGAGCAACGGGCAGACGUGCAGCGACAUCGACGAGUGCGCCGCCAAGCUCUGCAGCACCUUCGCCGCCUGCGUCAACCUGCCGGGCUCGUACCGCUGCACCUGCCAGGAGGGCUUCACCGGGAACGGGCUCACCUGCGUCGACAUCAACGAGUGCGUCGGCAGCAACGACUGCGACCCCAGCGCGGACUGCAUCAACGUCCUGGGCUCCUACGACUGCUCCUGCAGAGAGGGUUUCCUGGGCAACGGCCGGCGGUGCGCGGACAUCAACGAGUGCCUGACGCCGGGCAUCUGCCCGGACGGCGCCUCCUGCGUGAACUCCGCCGGCUCUUACCGCUGCGACUGCGGCAGCGGCUUCAUCUUCAACGCCUCCAAGUGCCAGGACCUGGACGAGUGCGCGGCCGGCCACUGCAGCCCGUACGCCACCUGCGCCAACUUCCCCGGCUCCUUCACCUGCCAGUGCCGGCGCGGGUACGAGGGCAACGGCAUCUCCUGCGUCGACCUGGACGAGUGCAAGCUGGCGCAGCAGUGCCACGCCAGUGCCGUCUGCGUCAAUCUGCCCGGCUCCUACAACUGCACCUGCCUGCCGGGCUACUCGGGCAACGGUGUGACGGAGUGCGCGGACGUCAACGAGUGCCUGACGGGCAACGGGGGCUGCUCCAGCUGGGCCACCUGCGUCAACAGCAAGGGCUCGUACUCCUGCGUGUGCGCGCCGGGCUUCAGCCUCGUCAACAAGACCUCCUGCCGCGACGUGGACGAGUGCCAGGGCGUGCCGGGGCCGUGCCAGGCCAACGAGCGCUGCGUGAACACCGAGGGGUCGUACGAGUGCCCGUGCCACAAGGGCUUCGCCCGCGCCCGCGGACGGACCGCCUGCACGGACGUAGACGAGUGCGCCGCCGGGCAGCCCUGCCACUCCAACGCCACCUGCCUGAACAGCGAGGGCUCCUUCACCUGCACCUGCAAGCACGGCUUCACCGGGAACGGCACCUGGUGCCGGGACGUGGACGAGUGCGCGGCCGUCGGCACCUGCCACCCGCAGGCCGUCUGCGCCAACGCGCCCGGGGACUACUCCUGCAGCUGCCGGCGCGGGUUCGAGGGCGACGGGUUCUCCUGCCGGGACGUGGACGAGUGCGCCGCCUCCAACGCCACCUGCCCCGCCUUCGCCACCUGCGUCAACUCCGUGGGCUCGCACGUGUGCUCCUGCCUCAAUGGUACGGUGGCCCAAAACGACUCCUGCGCGGCCCCGAGCCCCCUCUGCUCCCCCGCGUGCCACCCCUACGGGCUCUGCCACCCCUCGCCCGCCGGGCACCAGUGCGUCUGCGACGUCGGCUUCGAGGGGGACGGCCUCACCUGCUCCGACAUCGACGAGUGCCAAGAGAACGUGUGCCCCGCCAACGAGACCGAGUGCGUGAACAAGCCGGGCGCUUUCUCCUGCGUGUGUCAGAGCGGGUACACGCAGAACGGGACGUCCUGCACCGACGUGGACGAGUGCGAAGCGGGGGGGCACAAGUGCAGCGAUUUCGCGGAGUGUGUGAACACCAGGGGGAGCCAUCUCUGCUUCUGCCUCAGCGGCUUCACAGGAGACGGCAAGAACUGUUCCGAGAGCGAGCUGUACCCAUUUGGGAAGGAAGUGGGGGACGGACAUGUUAAGGCAUCGGGGGCGGACACAAACUCCCCCUACAUCACUCCUCCCAUGGGGUUCCCCUUCCUCGGAAAAAUGUACGACCGGCUGUAUUUUUCAGAUAACGGCUUGGUGCAGUUCCAGUCGGUGAGUGAGAACGAGCAGUUCCUCUUCCCGGCUCCUUUCCCCAGUGGUUUCACCGGCAAUGAGAGUGUGGCCAUGCUGGCGGUGUUCUGGGAUGAUGCUGACCUCACACAGGGUGGCGGGAAGCUGUUUUAUCAGGAGUACCACAAACUGAACCUGUCUGACGUCUACGCUCAAAUCGUCUUCAACCGCACCCUGGAGGAUGUGUCCAGGUUUGAGAACGUGAGAGGGAGGCCUUCCUUCACCCCAGCCUGGAUCCUCAAAAUCACUUGGGACCACGUGCUCCCUGUCUCCUACCAGAAGAUCAACCUUUCAGAGACCAACACUUUCCAGUGCAUCCUGACCACGGACGGGGAUCGCUCCUUCGCCCUCCUGCGUUUCGGAGAGAUGGGCUGGGGUCCCGGGCAGAGGCUGCACCACGACGCUCUGACGGGCUUCACGGACGGGGGGGCCGUCUUCCACAACGAGUCCACCGUCCCCGCCCACAACCUGUUCGGGCCGGCCGGACGCUACCGGCCCCAGGAGGUGACGGGCAACACGGGGCGGCGGGGCCAGUGGGUGUACGACCUGACCAGGCCCUCGGGGCCCGACUCGGACCCCCGCAGGAAGUGCCGGGCCUGGGCGCUGAGGGAGCCGGACCCCUCGCUGUGGAUGGAGGGCGUCUCGUCCUGCCCCUGCGACCGGGCCCAGGCGCUGGAGGACCUGGCCUUCGGGCCCGAGACCCUGCCGGCCCAGCAGGGGGCGCAAGUGAGGGCGCUGAGGGCGCAGCGCUGGGGCAGCAGUGGGGGGCACGUCUUCCAGUCCAUCCUGGCCAACGUGCACGGCUCUGGGAAGAGGUGUGUGUACGACCUACAGGGCCCCCUGCUGGCAGGAUACAGCGAGCGCUACUUCAGCGGUAACAGUGUGCAAGACUACAUUGAUAAGGACCUGUUGCCAUUUGAGUGGUGCUGUGUCCAGUCUCCACUAUGCCAGCUUUACCUGAGCAAACGACCUCUUGACCGUUGUCAGGGUUAUGGCUGGACGAGCCCUGACCACGCCCUUCCUGCUGCCAAGGCAACUCAGGGCAUUGGCAUUGUGUAUGGAAGCCUCCACUUCAUCACCUUUGACGGGACGGAGUACUCCUUCAAGGCCGUGGGGGAGUUCGUCAUUCUCCGCCUCUCCUCCAGCUCGGGCUCCAACAUCUUCACCCUGCAGGGCGAGACUGGCCAGGUGGUCAUCAGUGGGCAGUCCCACGGGGUCUCCUCCCUGAAACGCGUGGCAGCGUUCUACCAGGGCAUCGGCAAGGUGGAAUGGAAGUGUGCCGAGUCGGGGGAAGGGAUGGCAGUUCUGGUGGAUCACGUGGAAGUGCCUGUUACUGUGGGUGUAGUGCACGUGGGAAGGGAGGGCUUCGCGGUGCGGUGCGUGACCCUGGAGCGCUGCGCCGCGGUGUACGCCGGCGGUCUGCACGUGUCCGUGUGGCGGGGCGCCGCGGGGAUGCUGGGCGCCAUCGUGGAGGUGCCACAGCGCUUCUUCAACCACACCGUGGGGCUCCUGGGCCACUGGAGCUCCAGCCGCACCGACGACUUCCUGCUCCCCAACGGCCAGCUCCUGCCCUGGCCCAACGGCAUCCCCCCUCCGGAGGAGACCCUGCACCAGUACGGGCUCUCCUGGGCUGUACCUGUCCCAGAGAGUCUGUUGCACUCCGUCCCGCCCACAGCGCCUUUCAGCCCAAUCUCCACAAAGGAGCUCCUGUCCGUCAGCCCGCUGGUCCUGAGCGAGCUGAAGACCAAGUGUCAGGGGAGCAUGGCCUGUGUCCAUGACACCCUGGCGCUCGGCAGCCUGGACCUGGGCCUUCAGAGCCUGGAGUUCGAGGAGAGGUACCACAACCUGGCCCAGGUGUUCGGCAACAUGCCCCCCAUUGUGACCCAGCCCACGGUGAUCCAGUGCAAGGUCAACGACAUGGUCCAGGUCCAGUUCGUUGCCGAGGAUGCCAACUCCGACACGGUGACCUUCUCCUUGCAGUUCCCCCGCCCCCCACUCGCCUCCAUUGGAAACGCUGAUGGGAUCCUGACCUGGACUCCGAUCAACACCCAGCCCGUGCUGCUGACCGUCCGGGCGAGUGACCAGCUGUUUGGCUCCCUGUUCAGCCCCGUCAUCCAGAUGUGUAACUGCCUGAACGGGGGCUCCUGCCAGUACGACAGCAUCGCUGAGAACCAUCUGCAGGGCAAGUUCCAGAUAGUGGGCUGUCUUUGUCCGAAGGGGUACAGUGGGAGGUUCUGUGGGAAUACCACAGACCCCUGCAAGGGAAAACCCUGUUUCCUUGGAGUGUCCUGCCAGAAGGACAAAAACCCAGACCAGUUCACCUGCGGGGAGUGUCCCAAAAAUACCGUCUACCAGAGCAAGCAGGGCUACAAGUGUUUUGAGAACGAUUUCUGCCUGCCCCCAUUUCCCUUUCCCUGUCACAAGAUGGCCGACUGCUACAGCACAGGGUACAACUACACAUGCAAGUGCAGGCCUGGCUACACUGGCAGUGGUUACAACUGCACCGAUAUUGAUGAAUGCUUGGACCCAUCUGCCUGCCCCAACGCCAAAUUUGAGUGUGUCAACACUCCUGGCUCGGUCCGGUGCUCUUGCCGGUACCAGAACACCAAGGAGUCUGAUGGCUGUGGUGACUCCGCAAACCCUCCAGGGUGGAAUGUCUUUAACGUCUCCAUGGGCUGGACGAGUCCAGAAAAUGGAAAUAAGGGCCUGCAACAGCUGCGGGAGAUCCUGUCCAUGGGCUUCCAGAACAAGUUUUACAAUGCCAGCAUGAAGACGAGGGGCACGGGAGGGCAGGGGGCCAGUGAGUACCGCAUCAACGUGUCCAGCGACACGCCCCACUGGUACGUCCGCGAUUACCUGGGCCGCGUCAGCCAGUACUACGGCAUCCAGAACGCCGACGUGGGAGACCUGGACGAGUGUACAACGAUGGAGGUUGUGUGUGUGAAGCCUGCCCGCUGUGCCAACACCUACGGGGGGUACAGGUGUGUGUGCAAUGGCACCACGGAUGUGGAUGAGGCCCAGUCCUGCAUUUUAGAUAAGGGUGGUGUGAACCGGACAGGGCUAGCAGCGCUGCAGUCUGAAGAGAAAAAUAAGCCCCUGAUCCUGGGUCUGGUUCUGGGCAUUGGGAUCCCCCUCCUGCUGCUGCUCCUCCUGGCUGCCCUGGCCUGCUUCAUUUGCUCGCGCAAGAAGACCGUCACUGGAGAGAUUCCCCACCUGAUCCCGGAGUACACCCAGGAGUACAACCCCCCGCCCUUCAACUAUUCGGACCCAGCGCUGCAUUACAAGAGCCACUGCAGCCCGCGCAUUUUAGAGGGCAUCACGCCCAGACGCGCGCGUCGGUAAGCGACACGGAGGCGCGGCCUAGAACCCGGGCCUCGCGCCCUGACUCGGCCCAGAGCGAGCGCAUUUCUCAAAGAAAAGGCCAGUAUAUUUAAAAUAUAAUUCAUAACCAACCACAAUAAUUGUAUAUGUCUUGUAAAAAAAACAAAAGAAAAUAGAAAAAAAAAAGGAAUUAUUUAUGUUGGUUCGAAGGAGUUGUUGCACAGGCUAAUGAGGAGAGAGAGUCCAUUAGAUGCAGAGAGACUUUUAAAGUUCCAAGCAUCUUUCAAAGAAAUGGGACUAGAAUGAUGUUAAUAGCUGAACAAGAGAUUCCGGUUGUCAUUGUGUAUAUAUACGAGGCACAACCCACACAGAGAUGGCCGACAAGCCCUGAGAAAUCAAACGACUGGUGGAGCACAACCUUCGUACAGCACUUUUCUUAUCGUUCCAUAAAUGCCACAGAAAUGUUGAAUGACGGUUUUGUAUUCGUUGGGGUACAUUGCAGGGUCUGAUCAAUUUCCAUACUGACUGAUUCAAAAGAACUGUUUUAUUGUGUUCCUGUUCCUUGUCGCAAAGAACAAUUACCGCCCUGGUUGUAACAGCGAUGUUUACUCAUCAGAAUGCUUUUGGUCCAACCCCACAUUAUCCUCUUAGCACCAUUACUGCAAUUUGUGCAUAAUGGGCUGGCUAAUGCCUGGAAUUAAAGCUUAAAUCAAACCAUUUUUUUUACCAUUUUUUCCAAUACUAUUAAAAGUAAAUCAGGUUUACAUAUUGUAAUUUCAUAUGGUAUUAAAAUAUCAUUUAAAGGGUGUUUUUUAUAGCUAAAUAAUUCAUACCAUGGGUUUGUAUGGUUUGCUGAAAUCUUCCAACCACCCAGAGUUGUCAUUGAAUUCUUUUGCCCGCAAUGUACAAGUGGCCACUGUACUCAUGAGGUUGAGCAAAUUCUUGACAAACAAUUAAACAAUUAAAUAA
Molecule: messenger RNA, 7072 nt
Organism: Anguilla anguilla (European eel)
Lineage: Eukaryota; Metazoa; Chordata; Actinopteri; Anguilliformes; Anguillidae
Exons: 26
Coding region: 332-6124 (1930 amino acids)
Biological process (GO): cell-matrix adhesion
Molecular function (GO): calcium ion binding
Source: RefSeq, a predicted model, not a curated record